CGGCUCCCCAGGAUUUUACCUCAGCCCCAAGCCCCGACAAUUCCCCGAUCCAGCCCCGGAACCCCCCGGUUUUGGGGGCUCUCCCUCGGCUGCUCCGUCCCCCCGCGCCCGGGGAUGCUUUGGGGUGACGCCGGGGCUUUCGGGGAGCCGCGCGGGGUUUUCCCCGGGGAAGGGGGCGGAUGCCGAUGAUGAUGAUGGUGAUGAUGAUGAUGGUGAGGGAUGCAGCUCCUCCCUCUCGCUAUUUAUUGCUGCGCGGAGCUGCGCGGCUGGAUCACCUCGGAGCGAGCGGGCAGCGCCCUCCCAGCCGCCAUGGCCCGGCUCCUCGGCACCUCCUGCCUGCUGCUGCUGCUGCUCCUGGGCGUCUGCACCGACCUCGCCUCCGGCAAGAAGGGCAAAGGCAAACCCGGCGGGGGCGGCUGGGGCACGGGGAGCCGCCAGCCCAGCUACCCCCGCCAGCCCGGCUACCCCCAGAACCCCGGCUACCCGCACAACCCGGGCUACCCCCACAACCCGGGCUAUCCCCACAACCCGGGCUAUCCCCACAACCCCGGCUACCCCCACAACCCCGGCUACCCGGGCUGGGGCCAGGGCUACAACCCGUCCAGCGGAGGGACUUACCACCAGAAGCCGUGGAAGGCGCCGAAGCCCAAGACCAACUUCAAGCACGUGGCGGGGGCGGCGGCGGCGGGCGCCGUGGUGGGGGGCUUGGGGGGCUACGCCAUGGGCAGGGUGAUGUCGGGCAUGCACUACAGCUUCGACAGCCCCGACGAGUACCGCUGGUGGAACGAGAACGCCGCGCGCUACCCCAACCAGGUCUACUACCGCGACUACCGCGACCAGCGCGGCCGCCCCGUGCCGCAGGACGUCUUCGUGGCCGACUGCUUCAACAUCACCGUCACCGAGCACAACAUCGGCCCCGCCGCCAGGAAGAACGCCUCGGAGGCCGGCGCGGCCCUCAACCAGACCGAGGCGGAGCUGGAGACGCGCGUGGUGACCAAGGUGAUCCGCGAGAUGUGCAUCCAGCAGUACCAGGAGUACCGGCUGGCCUCGGGCGCGCGGCCUCGCCUCGCCGACGCCUCGCUGGCCGCCCUGCUGCUCCUCGUGCUCUUCGCCCUGCACUAGAGCGCCCCGCGCCGUCCCGGUGUCACCCGUGUCCCCGUGGGGUCGCCCCGCCCCGCCCCGCUCUCGCUUGGUUUCGGUGAGGAGCCCCCGGGGCGCUGCCCGGCGCCUCCGGUUCAGGCAGUGGGAUGAAAAUUUCUUUUUUCUGCCCCAAAAGCGGCCCCGGGAUGGUGCUGGAGCCCAGAACCGCGGCCUUCGCCUCCUCCUCCUCCUCGGGGCCACCCCGAGAGGGACCAGGCAGAGGGGAGCUCUCCUCAGCCCUGCAGGAGCUUUUCCAAAAAUCCUCUUUGUUGACGGGCAGGGAUUGACCUCGGCCCCCAGCCACCCCCUGGGGGUCUCACAGGGGGGGUUCUCAAGCUGCCAGGUUGCAAUUUGAACCCUUCCAUCC
Messenger RNA from Motacilla alba alba, 1507 nucleotides. RefSeq names its product prion protein (gene PRNP). NCBI's taxonomy places the organism in Eukaryota, Metazoa, Chordata, Aves, Passeriformes, Motacillidae. The transcript has 2 exons. The coding region runs from base 220 to 1122 and encodes 300 amino acids. Gene Ontology annotation, biological process: protein homooligomerization. The record is from RefSeq and is a predicted model, not a curated record. Gene Ontology annotation, cellular component: membrane.